UACAGAGAGAGAGAGAGAGGGACAACGUGAGUGUCUCCUAUCUCACUAGAGCUCAAACUAACGGGAUCUUCUUAUAUCCUCUACAUGCGCAGAGAUUCAAGAAGCAUACAAGUGAAAGUGCGUGUCCAAUACUCAAGGAAAAAGAGAGCCAGCACGAACUGAGAUUGUUUUGUGACUUUUCUGCUUUUGCUGAACUGUUUGACGGAGGUACAGUGACCUGUGUGGGGAUUUUUCCAAUUGCGAUUUUCCUUAAUUGCGAAAGCGUUAUUAUUGUCGGAUCUUCCGUAGUGCUUUAGAUUCUGGAGUUUGCCCAUAUGCUGGAGUCUGAUUUAGACUCGCACUAGUUUGUUAUUUGGCACCGGUUUGAUCGCGGUGUCAUAGCGGCUGUGGAUUGAUCACGCUCAGCCUGUCAACUGAUUUUCCAUCUGCAAACACUGAAAGCAUCUUCUCAUUAGGACACGGCUGUGUUUCAGCACAGGAGAGACUGAGGAAGGCGCGUGAUGAUGUUGAGGGUCUCUGAUGCUUUGGUCACUUUGGUGACUCUCUACUGUGUGGUCAAAGGGACUGUCGGCGGAUACGGCAUGAGCAUGUUCGCCGCUCAGACCUCCCCACCGGAUCCAUGCUACGACGAGAACGGUCACCCCAGAAGAUGCAUCCCCGAUUUCGUGAACGCGGCGUUCGGGAAGGAAGUGCGCGCGUCCAGCACCUGCGGCAAAACACCGAGUCGCUACUGUGUGGUGACUGAGAAAGGGGAUGAACGGCACAGAAACUGCCACACGUGCGACGCGUCGGACCCAAAGAAAUAUCACCCACCUGCUUACCUAACAGACCUGAACAAUCCUCAUAAUCUCACCUGCUGGCAGUCGGACAAUUACAUCCAGUAUCCUCAAAACGUCACUUUAACGUUAUCCCUGGGCAAGAAAUUUGAGGUGACCUACGUGAGUUUGCAGUUCUGCUCACCACGACCUGAGUCCAUGGCUAUCUUUAAAUCAAUGGACUAUGGGAAGUCCUGGGUGCCUUUCCAGUACUACUCGACCCAGUGUAGAAAGAUGUACAACAAGCCCAGCAAAGCCACGAUCACUAAGCAAAACGAGCAAGAGGCCAUCUGCACAGAUUCUCACACCGACAUGCACCCUCUCUCUGGCGGGCUGAUCGCGUUCAGCACCCUGGACGGGCGACCCUCCGCGCACGACUUUGACAAUUCACCCGUACUCCAGGACUGGGUGACUGCCACUGACAUUAAGGUGACUUUCAGCCGCCUGCACACCUUCGGAGACGAAAAUGAGGAUGACUCGGAGCUGGCCAGAGAUUCGUAUUUUUACGCCGUGUCAGACCUGCAGGUCGGAGGCAGAUGUAAGUGUAAUGGACACGCGUCACGGUGCGUCAAAGACCGGGAUGGAAACCUAGUGUGCGAGUGCAAGCACAAUACAGCCGGACCAGAGUGUGACAGAUGCAAACCUUUUCACUAUGACCGACCCUGGCAGCGCGCAACCGCCAGAGAAGCCAACGAAUGUGUCGCUUGCAAUUGUAACCUCCAUGCGAGGCGCUGUCGUUUCAACAUGGAGCUUUACAAACUCUCCGGGAGGAAAAGCGGAGGAGUCUGCCUGAACUGCCGCCACAAUACGGCAGGUCGCCACUGCCACUACUGCAAGGAGGGCUACUACAGAGACAUGUCUAAGCCCAUCUCUCACAGAAAGGCCUGCAAAGCCUGUGAUUGCCAUCCUGUGGGGGCCGCGGGCAAAACCUGUAACCAAACCACAGGCCAAUGCCCCUGUAAAGACGGUGUGACGGGUAUCACAUGCAACCGUUGUGCUAAAGGCUACCAGCAGAGCCGAUCACCCAUUGCCCCAUGCAUAAAAAUUCCCAUUGCUCCACCAACCACCACUGCAAGCAGCACAGAGGAACCUUCAGACUGUGAAUCUUACUGCAAGGCUUCCAAGGGCAAGCUGAAGAUCAAUAUGAAGAAGUACUGCAAGAAAGAUUACGCUGUUCAGGUCCACAUCCUAAAGGCAGACAAAGCUGGCGAAUGGUGGAAGUUCACCGUCAACAUAAUCUCCGUCUACAAACAGGGUGAAAGCCGAAUCCGCAGGGGAGAUCAGUUUUUGUGGGUCAGAGCGAAGGACGUGGCUUGCAAGUGCCCGAAGAUCAAGCCCGGCAAAAAGUACCUGCUGCUGGGCAACGACGAGGAUUCCCCUGGACAAAGCGGAGUGGUGGCAGACAAGGGCAGUCUGGUCAUUCAGUGGAGGGACACUUGGGCUCGAAGACUCCGGAAGUUUCAGCAGCGGGAGAAGAAAGGAAAAUGCAAGAAAGCAUAGUAAGGGGGAAAAGGAAAGGCUAUCAAGAGCUGGACAGAGAAACAACAGACGAGGGGUGGAUGAAAAAAAAAGAUCAUAAGGGAAAGAAAGAGAUGAGAAAAAGAGGGACUAAACAUCGCUGCUUUGAAUAAAGGCAUGAAGAGAAUAUUAACUUUUUUUUUUUUUUUUUUUUUUUUUUUAUAAAAUAGGAACAUGUGUGAAGGAGUUCACGAUGCAGUUUUCAUUUCUUUCUUGUUUCCUUCAAGAUUUGUUUGCUGUUUGCCAAUUUUGCACCUGUGUUCAGCAUAAAGAAAGGUAUUUUAUGUUAAAUGGUUUUCAGAUUCAUUUCGGACGGUUUCAGUCUGGUUGAGAAUCAGAUUAAGCCAUAUUUAAUGUUCUGAAACAUCCUGGGGAUUGAGGAUUGACACAUUAAAAACCUGAGAACCGUUUUUAGAGUAAAAAAUAUUUAAAGGAACAGUCCUUAAGCAUGCCUCUUCAUAACAAAAAUUAAAACAUGUUCAUUAAUGAGCUUUAGCAUUUAAAAAUUCAUACGCUCUAACUUAUGCAUAAUGCAUAAUGGCUUCUGAGAUGCCAACAUUUUGAAAUUUCAAAUUUUCGUUUUCGGUAGGGAUUUUUUUAAUGUGACAGAUAUCAAAACUAACUUUCUUCUUUAGCCAAUUUAAUUUUUUUUUUUCAAGGUCUGAAAAGCAUUUUAAGAAGCAUCACUUUGUAACAACAAGCAUGAAAAACACAAUUUUAUGCAUAUGUUUGUGCAUAUUAUUUUUAAUUAUUCAUUCAAUUAUUGUUGCAGCCGUUUUCCAUUGAAUAGAAAAUGAAAAGGUCUUGUACAGUGUAACAUGUAUAUUUCAAAAAACACUACUAAUUUUUGAAGACUGGUGCUGCUGGGUUUCACCCAGACUUUGUCCCAGCAAAUGCACAACAAAAGGUUUCUGUUCAAUGUAUGUUUCCGAUUGCCUUUUUAUUGUCAGCGGCCCACGGUUUUACUAAUUCAAAGAUAAAAGAAUAAUCUAACAAUUGCUGAAAAUAAGCUUUGUACAUUUAGUGCCCAUUUUCGUCAACAGACACAAAUAUACUACAUUUGGUAGCAUUAUAAUUAUUUUUUUUUUUUUUGUUCAAGUUCAAUUUGUUUACAACGAGAAAAACAAAUCUGUACUCAGAAAAUAAUUUAGGAUCUAUAAAAAUGUAAUAGCAUGCUUGUACAAAUCCUCAAAUUAUUAGCAUGCAUUUACAGUUAUUUUUGAACUUGGAAUAAAACCACCAUGUAUAUUUUUGUAUAAGACAUGAUGAUUGAGAUAGAUGACUCGAAAUACAAACAUCAUUUCUUGCUCCAUUUGAUGCUCUGAUUCAAUUGUUUAUAGUCCAGACAUGGAUGACGACGUUCCUUUUGUUAAAACAGAACUUCAGUGUGACGAGUCCACUGUAUAAACAGGCCUUUUUUGUAAGUCCUGAAAGUGUUGGUAGAACGGUGUGUAUAGUUAGUAUUUUUCCUUGUGUGUAAAACAGUAUUUAGAAGUGUACGAAUUACCUUUAACUAGUAUUCAUUAACUAGUAUUUAGUUUUGUAAAGCAACAGCAUCUCUCCUUAAACAUUUCCAUGUCAUUUAGCGUCUGUGAACGUAGGAAUGCAUGUACAGUAAUGUUUCACUACAAUAGAGAAUUCUCUUCACUGUGAGAAACGCUGCUCAUACACACACACACUUUUAUUCUGUUACUAAUGAGACGGAUGUUCUCUAAAGUACAGCUUUUCCACUGAUCUUUGAGGAUCUUGUAACGUUUGCUUGUGUGAUCAGUCCUUCACAGAUCGUUAAGAAAAUAAACUGCAAGAACUGAUCAGCAUCAAAUACCAAAAGAAAGAAAAAAAAGACGGAUUUGAUGAACGGUUUACGUGUGCAGUAAUUAUCACUCAUUGAUUAUUUCUUGUAAAUGUACACAAUGUAUGACAUACAGAUAUUUAUACAUAUGCUGUAUUUACCGGUUACAAAACAAUAUUCGUAAUACCACAUGUAAAUGUAUUUUGUUUGGCACUCGGUAUCUUAGUGCACACUCUUUUUUUAUUUUAAGUAUUCAAAUGAUGUAAAUUUAUGUUCGGUUUUUACUUUUCACAGCAGUGGAUAGAUGGCUCCUGUAUUUGACAUUACCAGCAGACCUUACAUACAUUGCUUCUUGUUCAUAUUAUGAAUUGUAAAUUUAGCUGUGGCAAAUACAAGACGUCUGCAAUAUUGUUUUACAAUGCAUACUAAUAUAUUAUGGUUAUUAUAAGAAAAUAUUUAAUGACACAAGACAUUGUGGAUUUUUUUUUUAUGUCUUUUUUUUCUCUCUUUCUCCUUUUUUUUUCAUACAGUUUGUGGUUGUUUAGAUGGUUGUGAUUAAAAUCCAGAGGGGAAGAUAACUACUGAACACCAACCUGGUAGAACUACAUUCAGCAUUCAUUUGGAAUAAAAUCUCAAAACAUUA
Labeo rohita (rohu) is the source of this 4768-nucleotide messenger RNA. It is a transcript of the gene ntn1a, whose product is annotated as netrin 1a. The record is from RefSeq and is a predicted model, not a curated record. The transcript has 6 exons. Lineage: Eukaryota; Metazoa; Chordata; Actinopteri; Cypriniformes; Cyprinidae. Gene Ontology annotation, molecular function: protein binding. The coding region runs from base 501 to 2315 and encodes 604 amino acids.